Lachnellula hyalina is the source of this 933-nucleotide messenger RNA. RefSeq names its product putative GPI-anchored cupredoxin. NCBI's taxonomy places the organism in Eukaryota, Fungi, Ascomycota, Leotiomycetes, Helotiales, Lachnaceae. The transcript has 3 exons. Bases 1 to 933 code for a protein of 310 amino acids. The record is from RefSeq and is a predicted model, not a curated record.
AUGAAAUUCUCCGCCGCAUUAGCACUUUGCGCCGCGCCAUUGGCGUUGGCCAGUACUCUUCAGGUCGAUUUGAUGAAGCGAGGGGCAGUCGAUGUUGAGGUUUCCCAACAAAGUGGUAGCUCAGGAUCACAGAAGAGCAGCAGCGAUAGCAAGAGCAGCAACAACAACGCCGCUGCCAACAACAACGCUGCCAAGGGUCAGCAGUCAAGCACGUCAAUAACGGAAGUGAUUAUUCUUUGGGUCAACAACGGUGGAAGCGCUACGACCAGCUCCGUAAACAGCGCACAGGCAGUUGGAACGGCAGCAGCAGCAACCCAUACGGUCACUGUCGGUGGAACUGCAGGUCUUGUCUACUCACCUGACAGCGUUGCAGCUGCCGUUGGAGAUACCGUUCUUUUUACUUUCAUGAGCGCUAACCACACUGCCACUCAAUCCGCCUUCACCACUCCCUGUGAAGCGCUUACUGGGGGUAUCGAUUCUGGCUUUAUCCCCAACACCAACAACUCUGUCGUCCCAGCACCACAAAUGGCUAUGCAGGUCACUGUGGCUACUCCCAUUUGGUUCUACUGCAAGCAAAAGGGCCACUGCGGAAAAGGCAUGGUUUUCUCCGUCAACCCCACUGCCAACAAGACCCAAGCCAUGUUCGCGCAAAUGGCCAUUGCACAGAACGGAACCGGAACCGCCACGGCCAUCACUGGAGGUAGUUCUGCCGCCGCUGCUGCCCCAGCAGCAUCCAGCGCGUCGUCUUCGUCCAGCUCAUCUUCCGGAAGCUCUGGAAGCAUGGUCUCGUCACAGGGAACCACCAACUCAGCCGGUGUUUGCACUUGCGCUUGCCUCUGUGGCGUUGCUUCUUUCCCCAGCGCUGCUCAAGGUGUUGGUGCUUUCGGCGGAAUGUCAGGUAAUUACUUGCCCCUCUUCGGUUCAGCUUCAUAG